AUGCAGCUCAAGCUUCGAUUUGUUUCCAAUGCCGCGUCCACCUUGUUUCUGCUGGCGCUGCCGUUUAGGCUGUGGAAGCUCCGCCGCGAAGCUAUCAAGGUCCUCCCCGGACAUCGUGGCUAUGCCAAAUUGACACUUGCUGCCAUACUGGCAAUAGUCCAAUUGGUCUUGUUGACGACAACGCUGUCUCCUGGCUUGCCGUUUGACAUUGAUAUCCUGUCUGCCAUCACGUCCUUGAUAGCAUGCUUGGGUCUCUGUCCGCUGGUGUUCUUGGAGCAUACACGGUCAAUUCGGCCAUCAGACUUGUCGGUCCUUUAUCUUGGAGUGACACUAGCAUGUGACUCUGUCGACCUCUGGACAACCGUCUACGAAGAUGGGGUCACAUCAGAUGCGCUUUGGGAUCUCCUGCCGGCCAUCGUGAGCAUCUGCAUCAAGCUGGUGCUGGUGGUCGUUGAAAGCCAGAGGAAGGACGAGAUUCUGCGAGAAAGCAGUGCGAAGUUUUCACCAGAGGAACUGUCGGGCGUCUUGAGCAGGACCUUCUUCUGGUGGAUCAACCCCAUCUUGGCCCAGGGAUGGCGUAAUAUCCUCACUGAGGACAGUCUUCCACCCAUUGGCGCUGGACUGUCGUCAAAAUUGCUGCGUCACCAAGCAUCAGUUGCAUGGGAUCAAAGAGCUAAGCCCAUUGGCAAACUGACGCUGCCAAAGGUGCUGAUUGCGACUGUCCUGCCGCAUUUCCUCGCGCCUAUCCUGCCUCGCCUUUGUCUCAUCAUUUUCCGCUACUCCCAGCCAGUGCUCAUCCGCAAUGUCAUCCGUUAUCUGGAUGCGUCCAUGAAUGAGAAUACCACCAAGAGGAAUUAUACCGUAGUGGUGAUGGCCAUUGUUGUCUAUGUUGGCCUCGCGAUAUCCAAGGGAGUAUACCAGCAACGCCUCAACCGCCUCAAGGUAAUGAUUCGAGGCGCAGUGGUUGGCCUCAUUCACCGCAAGUCCUUGAAUCAUGUAUCAGCCAACUAUGAUGACGGAAAAGCCGUCACCUUGAUGAGCACGGAUGCAGAAAACAUCAUUGAAGUCUUGAUCGGCACAGCCAUGCUAGCUAAAGAAGUUGGCUGGAUCUUUCCGGUCCCAAUUGUGAUCAUUUUCUUCUGCUCUAGAAUGAGUCGGUACUUGGCCAAGAACUUGCAGAGCAAGCAGAAGAGCUGGAACGAAGCUACACAGAGGCGUCUUUCCAUGACAACAUCGAUGCUUUCGUCCAUGAAGAGCUUGAAGAUGCUUGGAGUUGCUCCAUACACGGAAAACCUCAUUCGUAAUCUGCGGUUACAAGAACUGGCCAAGGCCAAGAGAGUACGGUGGAUGAUGGUCGCCUACAACGCAAGCGCCAAUGCACUUGGCAUCUUCUCUCCCAUCAUCACAUUUGUGCUCUUUGCUUUGGUAGCACGGUGGAACGGCACAGUGCUGGACGCAGAGACGGCGUUUACUACCACUGCGCUGCUCGGGUUGGUCACGCAUCCUGCAAACAUGAUCAUGUCCAUCAUCCCUGAGGCUGUGGGCUCGCUGGCUGCUUUUGAGCGAAUCCAGCAGUAUCUGCUUCAGCCGCCUCGACAUGACCAGCGGGUCUUGCUCAAGAAACUGAAUGAACACUCCAAUGAUGACACGCCGGCUAUCUCCUUGGAACAGGUGACUAUCCAGAUUAGCCCAUCAGCGCCUCCAAUCCUGUCAAACAUCAGUCUUGUCGUCAAGAAGGGCUCCAUCGUCAUCUGCUCUGGGCCCGUAGGCAGCGGCAAGUCAACUCUGGCAAAAGCUCUCAUCGGCGAGCUGCCUCUAUCCAGUGGCACCAUCUCCGUCUCUUCAAAGCGCAUUGGCUCCUGCGAGCAGGUCUCGUGGCUUCCCAGCGGAACGAUCAAAGAGGCUAUCAUUGGCUUCACGCCGGAUGAUCCUGAUUGGUAUAACCAAGUGGUGAGGCUUUGCUGUCUCGAUGAAGAUAUUGCAACGCUGCCUCAAGGGCAUCGGACCUUGAUUGGGAGUCGUGGAUUGAACCUCUCUGGGGGACAACGACAGCGAGUGGCACUCGCUCGGGCCAUCUAUGCUCGCUGCGACAUUGUCGUUCUGGAUGACACCUUUAGCGCCCUCGAUGGCAAGACAGAGAAUCGCAUCGUGGAGAAUAUUCUCGGUCCAAACGGUCACUUCAGGAAGAUGGGCACAACCGUCUUCCUCAUCACCAACUCGGACUGGCUCAUUGUUCUCGCUGAUUCUUCCAUCCAGUACCAGGGAACUGCUGAAGGACUGAAAGAUCAACCGCAGAGCAUCCUGAAGGUUAACGCUAUUGAUCUGGACAAGACUGCUGCUGAAGAACAGCUGAAAGUAGACAGCACUGUGCAAAAGCAGACAUUGAAAGUAGCUGAUGCCAUUUCCGACUUGAGCAGAGCCACUGGAGACCUCAGCCUUUACGCCUCUUACUCAUUCUUUGUCACAUUUCCUCAAUACUGGCUUAACAAAUGGACUGCAGCGCCCCCCUCUGACACAAUGUUUUACAUCGGCGGCUACCUGAUCUUGUCUCUGCUUGCAUGGACCUCUACCAAUGGGUCAAUGUGGUCGACGAAUAUCCUCAUUGCAUCCGAUUCUGGUGCUGAGCUUCACCGCCGCACACUCUCGACAGUUAUUGGGGCUCCCCUGUCAUUCUUCUCCACCACUGAUAUUGGUGUCAUCCUCAACCGAUUCAGCCAAGACAUCCAACUGGUGGACCGGCAACUCCCCCCGGCCAUUCUGUCCAUCUCAAACCAGGUUUUCAAGAUCCUGGUGCAGACUGCUUUACUGUUCGCGGCCCAGAAGCUCAUGGCAGUGUCGCUUCCCGUCUGCAUCGUAACUGUGUAUUUCAUACAAAAAGUAUACCUGCAGACGUCGCGACAGCUGCGGUUGCUCGAACUCGAGUCACAGUCUGCAGUCUACUCAAGCUUCCUCGAAUCGGUGGAAGGCGUUGCGACCAUUCGCGCGUUUGGUUGGGAGAGACAAAUUGAGAACGCCAACAUCAACUAUCUCGACAAGUCUCAACAGCCUUCGUAUAUCCUCUUCUGCCUCCAGCGGUGGCUCAACAUUGUCCUGGACUUGAUGAUUGCCGCCAUUGCCACUGGUCUGAUCACACUGGCUGUUGUCAUGAAAGGAACGACGACCAGUGGCCAGAUUGGUAUGGCGCUGAACAUUGUGCUCGUUGUCAACACAACUCUCCUUAGCCUUGUUGAAUCAUGGACAAACCUGGAAAUCUCGCUGGGCGCAAUUGCCCGCUUGAAGAAUCUAGAGGCGGAGACUCCAAAAGAAGACAAGCCCGGCGAGAACUACGUUCCCGUUGAUACUUGGCCCUCCUUGGGAGAAGUUGAGCUGGAUAACGCGACAGUAGCAUACAACGCCGAUGCCAUCGCUUUGCGAAAUAUCUCAAUGAAGAUUUCGCCAGGCGAGCAGUUGGUCGUCUGUGGCCGUACCGGCAGCGGGAAGAGUACUCUUCUCCUAACCCUCUUGCGACUUUUGGACGCCAAAUCUGGUACCAUCAAGGUCGAUGGUGUUGACCUCAGCUUGGUACCGCGCACCUUGGUUCGCCAGAGAUGCUUCAUCACAGUUGCCCAGGAUCCAUUCAUCCUUGGCCAAGCCAGUCUCCGCUUCAACCUGGAUCCCUCUGCUUCUUUCCCAGAUGAAAUCAUAGUCAAAGCUCUGGAAAAGACACGUCUAUGGUCGCACUUCAAGCCCAGAACCUCCAUCGUCAAACCAAGCGUCAUCCUGAGCACCUCCAUGGCAGCACUGCCGCAAAUGUCCACCGGCCAACUGCAGCUGCUCGCUCUGGCUCGAGCAAUCCUUCAGGUCCAGCAUCUGAAUAGCGAGGCUAGCAUCUCCGAGGCUCGACCAAAUGGCGGGCGCGUCAUGCCGAUUCUAUUGCUGGAUGAGGCUACUUCAUCGCUUGAUCCUGCCACUGAAUCUGCCAUGCGGAGUAUCAUCCAGGAGGAAUUCACGGACAAAGGCAAUACGGUUGUUGCAAUUACACAUAGGCUGGGUGGCAUUGCAGGGAAUGGGCGGGCUGGGAAGGAUACGGUUGCGCUGUUGUCGAAUGGCAAGAUUGAGAAGAUGGGCAAGGCGGAGGAUAUCUUGGGCGAUCUCAUUUCUCCAUAG
Molecule: messenger RNA, 4146 nt
Organism: Trichoderma citrinoviride
Lineage: Eukaryota; Fungi; Ascomycota; Sordariomycetes; Hypocreales; Hypocreaceae
Product: P-loop containing nucleoside triphosphate hydrolase protein
Exons: 18
Coding region: 1-4146 (1381 amino acids)
Biological process (GO): transmembrane transport
Cellular component (GO): membrane
Molecular function (GO): ABC-type transporter activity; ATP hydrolysis activity; ATP binding
Source: RefSeq, a predicted model, not a curated record